GUACGUCUCCCAUCCAAAAUUAGAGCACGCCAAAACAGAACCACUUUCAAAGAGAGAGAGAGAGAAACUCCAUUCCGUGACUGAAGAUGAUGGCGAGGAAUAUUUCAGUGUGCAAAUACAAUGCUAUUAUUCCCUUACGCUCUUAUUCAACAUCCUUUUCAGUGAAGGGUAAAGUUGGAAUACGUCUCAAUUUUGAGAAUGAGGUUAAGUGUUUAGAUGACGCCGUUACUCUCUUCCACCGAAUGGUGAGAAUGAAGCCUCUUCCUCCCUUCGGUCAAUUGUUUAAGACUAUGAUAAAUAUGAAGCAUUACGCUUCUGUCAUUUCUCUUUUCCGAGAAAUGAGGAAAUUGGAUAUUCCAAUUAAUGAAUUCAUCUUGAAUAAUGUGAUUAACAAUUAUUGUUUGAUGCAUCGUGUUGAUUGUGCAUUUUCGUUGUUACCCAUUUACUUGAAAAGUGGCAUUCCAUUUGAUGUUGUCACCUUUACCACUCUUAUAAGGGGAUUAUUUGCUGAAAAUAAAGUCAUAAAUGCAAUUGUCUUGUUCAAAAAAUUGGUGAGGGACAAGAUUUGUGAGCCCGACGAAAUCAUGUAUGGAACCGUCAUAAAUGGGCUCAGCAAAAGGGGUCAUACUCAGAAAACUUUAAGUUUGCUCCGUUUAAUGGAACAAGGGAACACUAAGCCCAACAUAUAUAUCUAUAACAUUGUCAUAGAUGCCUUCUGCAAAGAUAGACACUUAGAUGCUGCUAUCAACCUUCUGAACGAGAUGAAACAGAAAGGGAUUCCUCCGGACAUAGUCACAUAUAGUUCAUUAAUUGAUGGUUUGUGUAAGCUUGGUCAGUCGGAAAAGGUUAAGACUUUGUUAUCUGAGAUGGUGAAUCUUAAUAUUUAUCCAGAUGUGUGCACCUUCACCAUGGUGAUUGAUGGACUAUGCAAAGAAGGGAAAGUUGAAGAUGCCGAGGAAGUAAUGAAACACAUGGUCGGAAAGGGUGUAGAGCCUGAUAUAAUGACCUACAAUGCGAUAAUGGAUGGAUAUUGUUUGCGUGGUCAACUAUAUAGAGCGAAGAGAAUUUUUGAUGUCUUGAUAGGUAAGGGCAUUGAGCCUAACAUUUUUAGCUAUAACAUACUAAUAAAUGGAUUUUGCAAGGAAAAGAAAGUGGCCGAGGCCAUGCAAUUAUUUGGUGAAAUUUCUCAAAAGGGAUUGAAACCUGAUACUGUUACCUACAAUACUAUCUUGCAUGGUCUGUUUGAAGUUGGAAGAAUUGGUGAUGCAAAACGAGUUUAUGCUGAGAUGCUAUCUGCGGGACCCAAACCUAAUAUAUGCACUCAUUCCACUGUGAUCGAUGGUUAUUUUAGGUACGGACUUGUUGAAGAAGCUAUGUCACUCUUUAAAAAGUUGGAAAGGAAGCGAGAAAAUACAGAUAUUGCAUUUUACACGGUUGUCAUUAAUGGACUGUGCAAAAAUGGUAAACUGGAUGAAGCUCAUUCUGUUUUUGAGAAGCUUUCUUUGAUUGGAUUGCCUCCGGAUGUGAGAGCAUACAAUACAAUGAUAACUGGAUUUUGUCUACAAGGAUUGUUAGAUGAAGCAAAUAGUAUGCUAAGAAAAAUGGAGAAGAAUCGUUGUUUGCCAAACAAUGUCACUUACAAUGUGUUUGUGCAAGGAUGUCUCAGGUGGAGCAAAUUUAGUGAAAUGAGAACUUUUAUGAAGGAAAUGGCUGAUAGGGGCUUCUCUUUUGAUGCAAGUACAGCUGGAUUUUUGGUAAACGUUGUAAGGGAAAAUCCUUCUGUCCUUGACAUGAUACCAGAGCUUCACUCGAAAAAUAAGUAUUGAAUAUUUGUUUUGGUUGGUUUAUUCGGCUAUGCUAUCACUGUGAUACAAUUUCCUUUCAUCCCUGCAAAAGAUAUGGCAUCCAAUGCAAUUGCAAAAGGUGAUGACAAAUAGAGCAUUGCUUGAGUUUUCUAGGAAGCAGUAUUGAGGAGGGUUGUUUGAUGAAGUUAAAGGUAUUUAAGAAAAAUGAAAGACAAUGGUUGUCUCCUCCAAACAAUGCAACUUACAAUGUUAUUGUGCAAGGUUUUUUUAAGGUGCAAUAAAAUCAGUGAAAUGGCAUCUUUCAUGAAGGAAAUGGUUGGAAGGGGCUUCUCGUUUGAUGCAACUACAACUCGACUUUUGAUAAACAUUGCAAGGGAGAAUCCUUCCGUCCUUGACAUGAUACCAGAGCUUCACUCCAAAAAUAAGAAUUGCAGAAGUUGAAAAAAUGGCAAUUAGAACACCACUUGAGCUUUCCGGGCAGGCUUCAGAGGAGGAAAGUCAUAGAACUGGGAAGAUUAUCCAAGUAACGGACAUUGCGGACUUUAUGACAGAAGAGGUAAAUUUGUGGGCUCUUCUAUUAUAAAAGAAAUGUGCAGCAUUGAAAUGGGCUCCCUGUCAGAAGCUAUUCUAGUAGCUAGAUCUGUAGUUAGAUUGCAGGACAUUCUUUUUCAAUGAAGUCAAAUUUGUUUUUGUGGGUUGCAGAACAAGUUCAUCACGGCCGGACCAGAAACUAAAGUAUGAAAGUAUUCAAUGUGUUAUUUUUUGCUUCACUUUUCAAACAUCUACCCUUAGUGAAAAUAAGCUGAAAUACUUCGCAGCAUAAUCUAUCACCUUCCUGUACAUUUUCAGUCUUACACCAAAAAUCUGAAAACAAUAGGGGCGGACCUAUAGGCAAUCCUUUGGUGCUCCGGCGCAGGUUAGGUAUAACAAUACAAAAAAGGUAUAAAAUUUUGGAUAAGGUUUAUAAAAGCACCCACGAAGAUAGCUGGGUGCUUUAGGCGGAACCGUAAAGCUUUGGUCGUCAAUAUAUGUGUUCGAACCUUUCGAGCACCCAAGAUCCCGCAAUCCUGGGUCCGCUAGUGGUCAAAACAAUAUACAUCUACAUUUUAAAUUACUAGUGUUCUCUUUUUCACCUUUCCUUUCCAGAUCAUAACAACUUUGCUGGUCCUGUGUUCUGGAGCUAUUUGAUGUCAUAUACUUUUGCAAUUCACCAACAGUUCUUUCAGAUUUCCCAACAUGGACCGUCUUAAUUCAACUAAUUUCAAAAACAUGCGCCAAAAAGGAGCUGUAAACUUCGUAACCUUCUUCACAAAGGAUAUACCUGUUGCAAAUUAUCAUUCCUCUUCUUUUUAAGUUGUGUUGAGUCAAACAUGUCUUUCUUGCCAGUAGCCAUGUGAAGCAUUCAACCUUGCAAGGGGCUUUAUCUCCAAGGGCAUAUAUGAUGUUGCCUACUACCUUGGGAGAAUAACUUGUAUACUGAUUUUAUCAGGAAAACGCUGGAUUCUAGUUGCUCGUCUGGUUCUGCUUUCAGCCCUUGGCAUCCUUCAAUCACUUGCAAAAAUUGGCUCAUUCCUCCCUUUUACAGUUCACUACACCUUCUAUCUAAAGGUAUGUUCUUGUUACAUUAUUCUAGAGUUCAAAAGUUAGUUGACGCUGUUAAGCUACAGUAACUAGAUUUCCAGAAGUUAGUUGGGACAGCUAGAGUGUAGUUAGUUGGGACUGUUAGUAGUAAUUAAUUCUGUUAGAUAGAAGAAGUCGAUCAAGCUGUAUUUUAGAUAAAUAGUCAUCGUAAUUAGCAUUUUACAUUUAUGACAUGAAAUAUUCACAAUCUUCUUCUUCUCCUAAAAUCUGUUCUCUCUAUUUUUCUUCUUUUCUCACUGAUUGUAUCCUCAAGCUUCUUCCUGGACAAUCAUUCGAUCCUCGAGUAACAGUUCUAUCCUUGAGGAGACAGAUACAUUUCUACUGUUACAAAGCUGAAAAUCCUGGGAAAUUGCUCCGUGAAUGGCAUGUUCCAUGAAUUCUUGGCCGAAUAGGAUUCUACCACCUCCCAGUUUAAUUGGAAAAUGCUUUGGGAGUUUGUUCCAAUGUUCCUGAGAAUUAUAUAUAUGGUUUUCACCUGAUUGGUUUUACCACAUUGUAUUCUGAACAGAGACUACUGUCCUUUCUUCAUAACAUAUCUUUAGUUUUGAGCUGUUUUGAAUUCUCUGAAGUUGAUUACGUGAUUUAUAAAGUUCAUAGAAUGACAAAAUUAUUCUUUCUUUUA
This is a messenger RNA of Capsicum annuum, 4068 nucleotides long. RefSeq names its product pentatricopeptide repeat-containing protein At1g62670, mitochondrial-like. The transcript has 4 exons. The coding region runs from base 87 to 1826 and encodes 579 amino acids. Gene Ontology annotation, molecular function: protein binding. Lineage: Eukaryota; Viridiplantae; Streptophyta; Magnoliopsida; Solanales; Solanaceae. The record is from RefSeq and is a predicted model, not a curated record.